Molecule: messenger RNA, 1004 nt
Organism: Prinia subflava (tawny-flanked prinia)
Lineage: Eukaryota; Metazoa; Chordata; Aves; Passeriformes; Cisticolidae
Product: protein ecdysoneless homolog
Exons: 6
Coding region: 1-882 (293 amino acids)
Cellular component (GO): nucleus
Source: RefSeq, a predicted model, not a curated record
AUGAGCUGGCGCUGCCGGUUUGGGCUCCGUUUACCCGUCUGCGUUCCGAGGGCGGAGCGGGCAGCCCCAGGGGCCGCGGCUGCGGGCACCGGAGAGCUCCCGGAGGCCGCGCUUGUCUCCGCAGUGUGCCACCAGCGCGGGAGUGAAGCUGUUCCCGAGGCCGAUCUCCGAAAGGCUUUUUCAGCACUCCUGAUGUCUCCGGAGCAAGGGGCUGUUUGUUCCCAGCAGAGAGAUGCCGACUGUGAGCUGGAGGAGAGUGAAUUGUGCUCUGUCCAUGAGCUUGUGAAGGAGCCCCUGGAUGACAGAUCAGCAACAGGGAAUAUACACAAAAGGAUCCACCGGAGAAUCCCGGCUCUGUUGAAGUCAUCUGAUGAAUCCCAUGUUACCUUUGACGUGGAUUCUUUUACGAAAGCACUGGACAGAAUUUUAGGGGCAGACUCGGAGGAGCUGGAUUCUGAUGAUCUGGAUGAAGAGGAGGAGUUUGAUUUCUCAGAUGGGGAUGAUGGAGACCUGGAUGCUGGGAACCAGGGGCAGGAGCAGGAGGUGUCUCCCGGGGAGCUCGUGGGCAGUCUCAAGGCGUACAUGAAUGAGAUGGACCGCGAGCUGGCACAGACCAACGUUGGGAAAAGCUUCACCACCCAGAAGAGAGGGGCAAGUUCUGAUGAAGCAGCCACAUGUGAGAGUGCUGGCCCUGAUCCUGGAGCUGAGGAUGCUGAGCUGGCCCCCGUGGAUGUGGACAUGAACCUGGUGGCAAACCUGCUGGAGUCCUACAGUGCCCAGGCUGGCCUGGCAGGGCCCACCUCGAACAUUUUACAGAGCAUGGGGGUGAAUUUACCUGAGAACACAGAUCCCACUGGCUCGGGCAGCCGAGCACCACAGUGAGAGACUUGGGACAAGACAUGGCUGGUGGGGAAAUGAAGCACAGACAGACGAGCAGGAUGUGGAAGAGGAGGCCAAAGGUUUCAAUUUGGAGCAUUCUGGUCAUUAUGUGUCAUUUCAACAAA